AUGGCAUUGCAAGGCGUAGAGCAGACGAUCCUCCGGGAUCCGGCUCUAUUCUACUGGAUCUUGAUCCCCAUCUCCAUUGUCAUGAUCUUGACUGGGAUGCUCCGUCACUAUGCCACAGUCCUGAUGAACUCGCCCCCGAAGCCUCCCGCGACCCUAGCAGAAUCCCGGGAGCGUCUCUCCCUCUUCCGAGGCGUCAACCUGCGUAACCAUGCACCCGCCGUGCUCUCGAAAGAGGCCUUUGAGAUGCGAAAGAACUAUCUCGUUACGGGCUAUCAGAAUGGCGCUUUCCUAAAGGAUCCCAACAGUCGCGGCCAACCCCCCGCGAACCCGAUGUCGGAUCCUGCGGCCAUGGAGGGCAUGAUGGGCAUGAUGAAGGGAAACAUGAUGAUGAUGAUUCCGCAGACUUUAAUAAUGAGCUGGAUUAAUGCCUUCUUCUCAGGCUUCGUCAUUUUGAAACUCCCUUUCCCUCUUACCAUUCGCUUCAAGUCGAUGCUGCAGUCUGGUGUCAUGACUCGUGACUUAGAUGUGCGAUGGGUGUCUAGUUUGUCAUGGUAUUUCCUUAACUUGAUGGGACUGCAGUCUGUUUUCGGAUUCAUUCUUGGCAGUGAUAACGCUGCCAACCAUAUGGCCCAGCAGAUGGGCCCUCCUGCUGGAGUGAACCCGUUUCAGCCUGGCCAAGAUCCGCACAAGAUGUAUCUGAAUGAAGCGGAGAACCUGGAGGUGUUUGAGCAUUUCUCCAUCCUCGACGGCAUUGAGGAGAGAGUUCUGCGCAAGUAUGGUGCUGCUCAAUAG
Messenger RNA from Aspergillus mulundensis, 792 nucleotides. RefSeq names its product ER membrane complex subunit EMC3. The record is from RefSeq and is a predicted model, not a curated record. Gene Ontology annotation, cellular component: membrane; EMC complex. Gene Ontology annotation, biological process: protein folding in endoplasmic reticulum. The transcript has 5 exons. The coding region runs from base 1 to 792 and encodes 263 amino acids. Lineage: Eukaryota; Fungi; Ascomycota; Eurotiomycetes; Eurotiales; Aspergillaceae.